AUGGCAGUGGAGUAUCGCCCGGUGCAGCGCAUCGGCCUGGCAUGCCUGGAAUGUCGCCGCAAAAAGGCUCGAUGCAGUGGCCACAGGCCUCAGUGUAGCCAUUGCCGUCGUCUCGGUCGAGAAUGCCAGUACCCGUCGGCAUCCAGUAGAAUAUCUACUUCAACACGCUCAGCUGCCCCUCCUGCCCCCGCUGGCUCAUCCGAUAACGGCGGCAGCGAAGAAUCGAUUUCAUCCAUCUCAGAACGCCUCAGCCGCAUAGAAGGCCUCCUACUCGACUUCCGUGCCCAGGGCAUCACUUCCUCUCGAGAGCUUGAUGUCUCAUCGUCCGCUUCAAGACCAUCAGCAACCUCCUCGAGCCACAUUGGGCAUCCGCAAGCGCCCCUGUCUCCCUCAGCAACCUCAGAGCCAGGCGUCGGUACCCUCUCCCCGCGAGCAUUUCCCCCGCGUGCUGUGCUUCUGGGUUGCGUCAACGAUUACUUCCGCCACUGCCACAAUCAACCCUACUCCUUCUUCCACGAGGCCAGCUUCCGCCAGAGUCUCGAGCGUGGUCUCUUGCCGGACCACCUCGUCCUCGCUGUCCUUGCCAGCGCCGCUCGCUUCUCUUCCGACCCAUUCUUCUGCGACCCGCACGAGAGCGCUGUGCAGUACGCAAGCCGCUCCUGGAAGGCAAUUGUUGUCAGCUGCCUUGCUCACAAUCAGGCGGCUCAUGUACAGACGGUUCAGACUAUUACCCUGCUAGCUAUAUUCGACUUCACAGCUGGCAAAGCACGCCACGCCUCUGCUUGGGUCAAAAUUGGUCUCUCGGUCCGUAUAGCUCAGGAUCUCAAACUCAUGGUCGAGGAUGACGCGAAUCUUCCAGCACCUGAGCGGGAGGAGCGUCGCCGUGUCUUCUGGUCCAUCUACCUCCUCGAUCGUCUAGUCUCCUGCGGCCGUUGUCGUCCUCCCGCUGUUUUGGAUGCAUCCUGCCAACUUCAGCUACCAUGUGACGAGCCUACCUACCGUAACGGCUGCUGGCAGUCUACCAUGACGCUCGAGGAGUUUAUCUCACGGAAGCCACUUCCCGAGAGCGUCCUCCACAGCCCGCUCGCCGGCGUCACCCUUAUGGCGUACUCUCUCGCCCGUGCGGCAGGCUACAUGCUUCAACAGUUCAACAUCCGGAACCAUAACCCUCCUUGGGAUGUCAACUCGGACUUUGCCUCUAUCGAGUCGGAUUUACUCUACGUAGAGACUGCCCUACAAUCCUCGAAAUCGGCCGCAGAAAUCGUGAGUUCACAUCGCCUCCCCAACGGAUCCAUCGAUCAGCCUAGCGCUGGGCCUGCAAUUUUCUCCAUGGCCUUGUUUCACCUAUGCCAUUGCAUUCUCUACCACCCCUUUCUGCUUCGGCGGCGAAUUUCCUCCUUCUGCCCUGCUGUCCCGUCAUGUUUCCUCUCUCGCUCCUUUACCUCAGCAUGGGAACAUGCCCGAGCUAUGAUUGAGCUUCUGCAGGAGGCUCGCCGUCUGGGCGUCCUUGUCCAGGCGUCCUUCCAUAGCUACUGUAUGGUUAUGGCCGGUUCCAUCGUCGGUCUCCAGUGCCACAAUGACAAGCCCUGGAGAGCAAACGACUCGGCUCGUCUACUUUCUGAGAGCAUAGAGAUCGCGCAAGACAUUGGCCUGUACUGGAAGAAUGUGGCGACUAUGGCCAUCAUCCUGCAGCGAUUCUCCGACCUGCGCAUGGCCUACUCUCAACUAGCAUCCGAAGAACCGCAAAUUAUUAGCCUCAGCCAAGCUGAGGAAGAUUUCAUGUGGUCCCUCGUCGACUACAGCACUAUAUCAAACUCAACUGAGUCUGACCACCAGGUCCAUACUGAUCUGGAUCAAUGUGGUGCAAUGCAAUCUACUUGGUUCGAUUUGUUCGGCACAUUUUCUGUCGAUGUAGCCCACGAUAGUGCUAACCAGAUGGGGGCGCCGUCACUUCUUAGUUUUCCUGAAGCUCCAGGCAUAGACAUGGGGUCUUUAUCCUCCGGGGUCCAUGAAGAUAUGCUGUAG
Fusarium redolens is the source of this 2025-nucleotide messenger RNA. Its product is annotated as fungal-specific transcription factor domain-containing protein. Gene Ontology annotation, cellular component: nucleus. The transcript has 4 exons. Gene Ontology annotation, biological process: regulation of DNA-templated transcription; DNA-templated transcription. The record is from RefSeq and is a predicted model, not a curated record. Gene Ontology annotation, molecular function: DNA binding; DNA-binding transcription factor activity, RNA polymerase II-specific; zinc ion binding. Bases 1 to 2025 code for a protein of 674 amino acids. NCBI's taxonomy places the organism in Eukaryota, Fungi, Ascomycota, Sordariomycetes, Hypocreales, Nectriaceae.